Aspergillus vadensis CBS 113365 is the source of this 6495-nucleotide messenger RNA. RefSeq lists its product as uncharacterized. Bases 1 to 6495 code for a protein of 2164 amino acids. NCBI's taxonomy places the organism in Eukaryota, Fungi, Ascomycota, Eurotiomycetes, Eurotiales, Aspergillaceae. The transcript is spliced from 5 exons. The record is from RefSeq and is a predicted model, not a curated record.
AUGGAGGUUAUGCGGACAAUCCCUCGUGAUGAAUUUGUAUCUCCGCUGAGGGUACACUUCCCUUCCCCGCUGGGACCUGCCGAACGUCAGAAGGAAACAUGCGACUUGUCAUAUGGCUGGCUGCAGAUAGAUGGUUUAACUUUGGAGUGUCUCGGGUCCCGAGGAUACACCACCAAGAGUGGUGGUGAGUAUUACGGCAAAGUCCUCCAAGUGGUGGAACAUCAAAACAAGGAUACAAUAUUAUGGCGAAAACUAGGCUACGAAUCAUCGCGGGCUCUGGAAGCUGACAUCCAUGCCUUCGAGCCCGAAGGCUAUGAUGCACCACCGCCUACAUAUGACGAUGUGAUCAAAGAUCUACCUCCACAUUACGCUACGCUUGCUCCCUUAGCCCAGCGGAAGAGUCUUAUCCAGGACUCUGCGCCCGCGCCCCCACAGACUACAGAUGAGUCAAAGUCUAAGGGUGCAUCGCGACCAUUCGAUUUUGGGUCUGCAACGGGCAUUCGGGAAAGAGCAGGAAAGAAGAAUAAGAAGAAGAAGACAGCCGCGCAACCCCAGCGACAGAGCACACCGCCGGCUGAGGAAGGUGGAGGCGACAAGCCAGAGGAGGGCGGCGGAGAUGAGCAGAACGGUGAUACCGGUGGAAAUGGAGGAGGCGACUCUGGAGGUGGUGGCAAUGGAGGAGAUGACAAUGGCCAAGAUGGGAACGGCGACGGUAAUAAUGGAGAAGAUGACGACUGGGGUGACUGGAAUACGACAAGCACGAACAAGAGUAAGAAGAAAAAGAAACAGGAGGAAGAGGAAAAAUUGAAGGAAGAAGAAGAGCAACGAAAACGGGAAGAAGAGGAACGGCUGGCCAAGGAAGAGGAGGAGAAGCGGGCUGCAGAAGAAGCCGCCGCCGCUGCCGCCGCUCCCCCCGACCUUAGCUGGGCAGAUGACACUAAUGCCAACGGUGACGAUGGUUGGGGUUUUGCCACAACAACCAGCAAGAAAAAGAAGAAGAAAGACAAGGGCGCCGACCCUAGCCCGCCCGAACCGGCGUCCAACGGGUUCCAAGACGUAAGCUUGAACGACAGUGCGCCGCAACUAGACUUGGGUCUGCCUCCAGCAGCGCCAGGGACGGGCUUCAGCUUUGGGAGCUGGGGUCAAGAUUGGGGUUCUGGUGAUAAAUGGGGUCUUAACACCCUUAACGGCAUGAAAGACGACAAGCCAAAAGAUAAUAGUAACCCCUGGUCCUUCUCCGGCACCAACGGCAUGUCGAACGCCUCCGUUGGGUUCAGCUUCGGUGCGGACCUUGGAAGUACUCCAGCUGCCAACGAACCCCCUCCUGCCUCGGAGGAAAACAAGCCAGACGACGACUGGGGAAUUCCUGUGACCAAGAAGGACAAGAAGAAAAAGAAGAAGGGGAUUGAAGAGGAGUCGACACCCGACCUUCUUGCAGAAGAACCAACAUCAGAUAACGCCUGGCCGGGUGCUGAAGAGAAGAAGGAGCCAGAAUUUGCUGAUGAUGACUGGGGAUGGGGACCAACUGCCAAGAAAGACAAGAAAAAGAAGAAGGCUGACGAGCCUCUUCUUGAAGAACCCCCCGCCCCUGAACCUCCUGCCGCAGCCGAUCCGCCGCCUGAAGAUGACUGGAGCUCUCCCUGGGGCCCUGCGACCAAAAAGAAAGACAAGAAGGGUAAGAAGAAUGCCCUCCUCGACGAGCCAGUCGUUGAGGAGCCAGCGCCUGCCGAGAUAAAGGAUGAUGAUUGGUCAUCGGGCUGGGAUGUCCCAAAGAAGGAUAAGAAGAAAAAGGGCAUGGUCUUUGAGCUAGAGCCGGAGCCAGAACCUGAACCAGUCGUGGAACCUGAUCCCGAGCCCGAGAAGCCAGACUUGGGAUUCCUGGAGAACCCCCUUUAUAAUAACUGGCAUACACUCUCGUCCAAAGACCGGAAGAAACGUGAAAAAUCACUGAUCAAAAACGGACUUCCUAUCCCCGGCAAGGACUUUGAUCUUCCUGACCCGAAUGCCGAGCCCCCUAAGGAACCGGAGCCAGAGCCAGAGCCAGCUCCUGAGCCCGAGCCCGAGCCCGAGCCGAUAGCUGAACCUGAACCAGAGCCAGAACCUGAACCAGUCAUUGAACCAGCGCCUGAGGUUGAACCGGAGCCCGCAAAGCCUGCCUUUGAAAUUCCAGAUACCCCUCUCUAUAAUAACUGGCAUAUAUUAUCAUCCAAAGACCGGAAAAAACGUGAAAAAUCACUGAUCAAAGCCGGACUUCCCAUCCCCGGCAAAGAUUUUGAUCUUCCUGAUCCGAAUGCCGAGCCACCUAAGGAACCGGAGCCGGAGCCAGAGCCAAUUCAAGAACCUGAUCCAAUCCCGGAAGCUGAACCUGAGCCUGAGCCCGAGCCUGAGCCUGAACCAGAGCCCGAGCCGGUAGCUGAACCUGAACCCGAGCCUGAGCCUGAAGUCAAAGCUCCUGAGAUACCUGACAGUCCUCUCUAUAACAACUGGCACACACUCUCAUCAAAAGAUCGGAAGAAACGUGAAAAAUCAUUGAUAAAGAGUGGACUUCCGAUUCCUGGUAAAGAUUUUGAGCUUCCUGAUCCCAAUGCUGAGCCCCCCAAAGCGCCGGAGCCGGAGCCUGAGCCAGAGCCAGAGCCACUUCAGGAACCGGAGCCAGCUCCUGAGCCAGAGCCUGAGCCAGAGCCACCAGCUGAGCCUGAACCUGAACCGAUCCCAGAAGCUGAGCCUGAGCCUGAGAUCAAGGUUCCGGAGAUACCAGACAGUCCUCUCUAUAAUAACUGGCACAAUUUGUCAUCCAAAGACCGGAAGAAGCGUGAGAAAACAUUGAUUAAGAACGGACUUCCUAUCCCGGGUAAAGAUUUUGAGCUUCCUGAUCCGAAUGCUGAGCCACCUAAAGAGCCUGAGCCUGAGCCAGUACCUGAGCCUGUUCAAGAAGAGCCGGCGCCACCUCCAGCCCCAGAACCGGAGCCUGAACCUGAGCCAGCUUGGGAGCCACAGCCAGAGCCUGCGCCCGAGCCUGUCCCUGAAGUGGUUCCAGAAAAGACUUAUGAGGAGGAGAGCUGGGGGAUAUGGAACGCUCCAAAGGAAAAGAAAAAGAAGAAGAGCAAGAUCGCAGCUGAGCCUCCACCGCCCGCACCGACACCGCCCUCUUUGGGAUGGACUGCCGAGCCGGAGGGAUAUGUACCUACUGACCAAGUCCCCGAACAGCCUCUCUGGGAUGACUACGACAGCAAGCCUUCGAAGAGCAAUAAGAAGAGUUACAAGGAGGAAGAGACACCUAAGAGUGGCAUGGGUUUCUGGGCCACCAUAGGUGCUGCAACUAUGGGCAAACCCAAGACUACAAAGAAAAAGUCAUCAGAGAAGACUAAAGCCAUAGAGGCGGCACCAGAGCCCGAGCCCGAACCUGAACCUCUACCAAGUCAUCCUGCAGAGGAUGACUUACUUAUUGACGUUGACGAUUCAAAGAUGCCCGAGGCGCCCGAAGCGCCAAUCCCGCCAGUUGUCGACGAACCACCCGCGCCAGCCGCGCCGCCAGCGAAGACUCCCGUUGUCACCUCGAAGACCAAGUCAUCGGCCAAAUUGUCCGUCUCAGAGCGAAUCAAAGUUUUGGAGCAAGGGAAGAAGGGGAAAUCAAAGGAAAAGGUUGCCAAGGAAGAGCCUGCCCCACCCCCAGAGGAACCUCCUGCUCCCCCGCAACCCGAGCCUGUCGAGUUCUUUGACCCCGAACCGGUUCAGUUUAAAAAGCCCUCGAGGGAUUUGGUUCCAGGCAGUUUCCCAGACGCAUUCGACGACGAGGAGGACUUUUACGAUAUACCCCCGCCACCUGCCCCGGAACCGCCUGCUCCAGAGCCGGAACCUCAGUUUGAGCCAGAACCUGAGCCUCAACAACCUGAGCCCGUGCCCGAGCCCGAGCCGGUGCCUUUGUCAAAGAAAUCAAAGAAGAAGGACAAAAAGAAGGCGAAGGCUAUUGUACUUGAACCUGUGCCUGAGCCGGUACCUGAACCAGUUCCUGAGCCUGUACUUGAACCACCGGCUCCUGAGCCCGUGCCUGAGCCGGUCCCUGAGCCUGUUGCAGAACCAGAGCCAGAACCCCAACCCGAGCCGGAACCCGAGCCAGCCCCCGCACCUGUUCCCAUCUCAAAAACUGAAAAGAAGAAGAAAAAGAAGAAGGUCAUUGAGCCAGAACCGAUUCCUGAGCCAGUGCAAGAACCGGAACCCGCUUUUGAACCUGAACCUGAGCCGGAGCCAAUAGCUGAACCUGAACCCGAGCCCGUACCUGAGCUCGAGCCUGAGGUCGUUCCUGCUCCUGCUCCCGAGCCUCCGAUCGAGCAAGCACGGGAUAUAGAGCCGGUGAUCGACGAAGCACCUGCUCCCAAGCCUGAAAAGCCGAAGAAACGGACCAAAAAGGUAUCCAGUCGAGAAAAAGCACCUCCGGUCGUGGAACCAGCCCCUGCCGAUGCCGAGAUUGGCGAAGCAGCGGCAGAAGUUGAUGUAGGCGCGGGCGGCCCUCCUACGCCUCCACCAGAGCCUGCCGAGCCUACCGAGCCCGCCGAGCCUGAACCAGAGAAGCCGGCCAGGAAGGAGCGUGUCCGUGUUGAGCGCACUCCUGGUUCAGCAUCCUGGGGAUUUUGGGGUGCAACGCCUCAAAAGCAGCCCAGCACUAGGGAACAUCGGCGUAGACGGGAACGUGAACGGGAACGGGAACGGGAACAGUCACCCCCACCUAUGGUCAGGUCGAGAUCGACCAGACAACCAAGGUCUAGGGAUCUCGAGAACGAGGGAGAGAAGUCGACCUCUGACAAGGAUAAACGUAAUAGCCGAGGUAUGACUCUUGCUGAUUUUGUCCUGGGCACGCCGCCGCCGCCGCCGAGUAGGACAAAGUCCAGUCGAAGACACGGAGCACACGCAUCCAGAGCUACUUCGAGGCGUCCAUCUGUGGGUAUGGACGACGCCGGGUUCCUCAGCCCUCCACCGGACGAUAGCCGGGAUAUGCCGGAUAAAGCCGCCAGGAUGAUGGGCGUGCACGGUUCCUCCCGGAGGGAAAGAGAGAGACGGCAUGAAUCUCGUAGAAGAUCUCGCGCUCCUGAUCCGUAUGCAGUCGAAGACGAGGACAUCGUCAUGGUAGACCGGGACGACAUUGAUGCCCCGAAGGAGGGCUCAAGGGGAUCAAGGCACUCCGACAGACGAUCGAGGAGAAAGUCUCGGUCCAGACAAGAAGAGCAUUAUGAAGAUGCUGAAGUGUUUUCGGGACCAGAAGAUAUUGCUUUCGUGGAAGCACCAAGAGAGCGACGCGUGAGACGAUCAAGUACUGCUCCCAAGAAACCAGAGCCCACUGGUCUCAUGGGCUUCAUCGGCUCUUUGCGGAAGAACGCUCGUCCGGACCCUCCAGAGCGCCGAAAGUCCAGGUCUCAUCGUGAUGAGGAUGCUAGGUACAUGACAGAGCCAGAGCGAGAGGAACGGCGUGCAAGACGCGAAGCUCGCAGGAGACGUGCCGAAAAAGAGGCUGAGCUUGACGGCUUUGUCACUGAGGGUGGUCCAGUAGGUGGGUUCCCGGAAACCGACAUGGACGAAGUUGAAGCUAGACGGGCAGCACGUCGAGCAAAGCGAUCCUCUCGACAGGCGCCCUCAGAUCAGCUCCGUGAGAGCGAGUGGCGCGAAGCCGAAGAAAGACGUGCUCGACGGAGGGAAAGAGAGAGAGCUCGUGAGCAAGAGAUGCAGGAGAGAAUGCUCCGAGAGGAGGAAGAGCGGGAAGCAAGACGCCAGGAAGAGCGAAGGCUUCGUAGAGCAGCUCGUGAAGAGCGCCGUGCUCGUGAAGAAGCAGAGGCCCGCGAGGCAGAAGAGCAGGCCGAAGCCGAAGCCAGAGCAGCAGAACGGCGCGAACGCAGACGGCGGAGGGAGGCAGAGAUGCAAGAAGCCGCCGCGUACGAGCCCCGGUCCAAACGUCGAUCCUCUCGUCACCCCGUCGAUGACAGAGCAGCCCGAGAAUUCUAUCUCGGCGGCUACGAUGGCGAGAGGGCUUACCGUCCGGAACGGUCUACACAAGAGGGGGUGAGGCCCAAACGUCGCAGGUCCAGGGCUCCAGAACCGGAGCGCGCACCACCGAUGAUGUCCGGAGGACGCAAGGAUAAAACUUCGUCCUGGGUGCAUUCGCAAGCCAGCGACCCGCCUGAACCACCACCGGUCGUGGCCACCGUAUUGGACAUGCCACCUGGUCCAGGUGAGCCGGCCCAGGCGAACUCGGUCUCCUCGGACGAGGAGGCACGACGUGAGCUGCGGCGUCGGGCCCGACGACGAGCCAGAUAUCCUGGCAUGACGGAUCAGGAAAUCGACGAGUUGCGGGCGCGAAAGCGCGAGGCUAGACGGUCUGAGCGUAGUUCAGGCAGCGCAGAUUACGAACGGGUCCGGGGCAUGAGGUCGUACGACGAUCGUUAUGCACCGCCAGUCAAUGGACCCAGGAUGCCGAAUUGGUUCAAGAGACUGACCAAUUUGGGUUGA